GCAAGUGCAGUGUGAAUGAACGAGCGUGAACAGAGCCACUUGCUUGCUGAUGUCUCUCUGAUCUGUUUCUCUCCUCCCCACCACCCCCCACCAGCUCCGGAAGAGAAGGAAGUCAUUAAAGGACAGUAUGGCAAGCUGACGGAUGCCUAUGGCUGCCUCGGGGAGCUGAGGUUAAAAUCUGGUGGUGUCCCCUUGAGCUUUCUGGUGUUGGUGACAGGCUGCACAUCAGUGGGCAGAAUUCCAGAUGCAGAGAUCUACAAAAUCACCGCCACUGAGUUUUGCCCCCUGCAGGAAGAGACCAAAGAAGAGGACCGCCUGCUCGCCCUGAAAAAAAUCCUGAGCUCAGGCGUGUUUUACUUUGCAUGGCCCAAUGAUGGUUCCAGUUUUGAUCUGACCAUCAGGGCACAGAAACAGGGUGAUGACUGCUCUGAAUGGGGGACCUCAUUCUUCUGGAACCAGCUAUUGCAUGUGCCCCUAAGACAGCACCAGGUGAGCUGCUGUGACUGGUUGCUCAAAGUCAUCUGUGGGGUGGUGACCAUCCGCACAGUGUAUGCCUCCCACAAGCAAGCCAAGGCCUGUCUCAUCUCUCGCAUCAGCUGUGAACGUGCAGGGGCCCGCUUCCUCACCCGAGGUGUAAAUGACGAUGGCCACGUGUCCAACUUUGUGGAGACAGAGCAGACGAUUUACAUGGAUGAUGGAGUUUCGUCCUUUGUCCAGAUCCGAGGCUCUGUCCCACUGUUCUGGGAGCAGCCAGGGCUUCAGGUUGGCUCCCAUCAUCUGAGACUACACAGAGGCCUAGAGGCCAAUGCCCCUGCCUUUGAAAGGCACAUGGUACUUCUGAAGGAGCAAUAUGGGAAACAGGUGGUCGUGAACCUGCUGGGAAGCAGAGGUGGUGAGGAGGUACUCAACAGGGCCUUCAAGAAGUUGCUCUGGGCUUCUUGCCACGCAGGCGACACGCCUAUGAUAAAUUUCGACUUCCAUCAGUUUGCCAAAGGCGGGAAGCUAGAGAAAUUGGAGAACCUGCUGAGGCCCCAGUUAAAGCUGCACUGGGAUGACUUUGGCGUGUUUGCGAAGGGAGAGAAUGUAAGUCCACGUUUUCAGAAAGGCACUCUGCGGAUGAAUUGUCUCGACUGUCUGGACAGAACCAACACUGUACAGUGCUUCAUUGCUCUUGAGGUCCUUCAUCUGCAGCUUGAGAGCCUGGGGCUAAAUUCAAAGCCCAUCAUUGACCGCUUUGUGGAGUCCUUCAAAGCCAUGUGGUCUCUGAAUGGGCAUGGGCUGAGCAAGGUGUUCACAGGGAGCAGGGCCCUGGAAGGAAAGGCCAAGGUGGGGAAGCUGAAGGAUGGGGCCCGAUCCAUGUCUCGCACCAUCCAGUCUAACUUCUUUGAUGGUGUGAAGCAAGAGGCCAUUAAGCUACUGCUGGUUGGAGAUGUCUACAACGAAGAGUCCACAGACAAAGGAAGGAUGCUACUUGACAAUACGGCUCUUCUGGUGACACCCAGGAUCCUGAAGGCCAUGACAGAACGCCAGUCAGAAUUCACAAAUUUCAAGAGGGUCCAAAUUGCUGUGGGGACCUGGAAUGUCAAUGGAGGGAAGCAAUUCCGUAGCAAUCUCCUGGGAACAGCCGAGCUCACAGACUGGCUUCUGGAUGCCCCCCAGCUCUCAGGAGCAGCGGACUGGCAGGGUGAUGGCAGCCCCGCUGAUAUAUUUGCUGUGGGAUUUGAAGAGAUGGUGGAGCUGAGUGCAGGGAAUAUUGUCAAUGCUAGCACCACUAACAGGAAGAUGUGGGGUGAGCAGCUUCAGAAAGCCAUCUCCCGCUCUCAUAGGUACAUCCUCUUGACUUCCGCGCAGCUGGUGGGCGUCUGUCUUUAUAUCUUUGUACGUCCAUACCAUGUCCCAUUCAUCAGGGACGUGGCCAUCGACACCGUGAAGACUGGCAUGGGGGGAAAGGCGGGGAAUAAGGGCGCCGUGGGCAUCCGCUUCCAGUUCCACAGCACCAGCUUCUGUUUCAUCUGCAGCCACCUGACGGCUGGGCAGUCGCAGGUGAAGGAGAGGAACGAAGACUACCGGGAGAUCACGCACAAGCUCUCCUUCCCCGCGGGGAGAAAUGUCUUUUCGCACGAUUACGUGUUUUGGUGUGGCGAUUUCAACUACCGCAUUGAUCUUACUUAUGAAGAAGUUUUCUAUUUUGUUAAACGCCAAGACUGGAAGAAACUUAUGGAAUUUGACCAGUUACAGCUACAAAAGUCAAGUGGCAAAAUUUUUAAAGACUUCCAUGAAGGAACUAUUAACUUUGGACCGACCUACAAAUAUGAUGUUGGAUCAGCUGCUUACGAUACAAGUGACAAGUGCCGUACCCCAGCCUGGACAGACAGAGUGCUGUGGUGGAGGAAGAAACAUCCAUAUGAUAAGACAGCUGGAGAACUCAACCUUCUAGACAGUGAUCUAGAUGGUGACACCAAAAUCAGACAUACCUGGUCUCCAGGAACUCUCAAGUACUACGGCCGUGCAGAGCUGCAGGCAUCUGACCACAGACCUGUGCUGGCCAUCGUGGAGGUGGAGGUGCAAGAGGUUGACGUGGGAGCCCGGGAGAGGGUUUUCCAGGAGGUGUCCUCUGUCCAGGGCCCAAUGGAUGCCACUGUUGUUGUGAACCUUCAGUCGCCAACCCUAGAAGAGGAGAACGAAUUUCCCGAGGACCUGCGCACAGAGCUUAUGCAGACGUUGGGGAAUUAUGGGACGAUUAUUCUGGUCAGGAUCAACCAAGGGCAGAUGCUGGUGACCUUCGCAGAUAGCCACUCGGCUCUCAGUGUGCUAGAUGUGGAUGGUAUGAAGGUGAAAGGCAGAGCCGUGAAGAUCCGACCAAAGACCAAGGAUUGGCUGAAAGGCUUGAGAGAGGAGCUCAUUCGGAAGCGGGACAGCAUGGCCCCUGUGUCUCCCACCGCCAACUCCUGCUUGUUGGAGGAGAACUUCGACUUCACGAGUCUAGACUAUGAGUCAGAAGGGGAUGUUCUUGAAGACGAUGAAGACUAUUUAGUGGACGAGUUUGGCCAGCCUGUGGUCUCAGAUGGUGAACUUGGCGGAGAUGACUCUUCUGAUAUCAUGAGCUCCUCAGCACCAUCCAGCAAAUCUCCUGCACUAGCUAAAAAGAAGCAACAUCCAACAUACAAAGACGAUGCUGACCUGGUGAAGUUAAAGCAGGAGCUGGAAGUUGUUGGGGAUUUUCGCCACCGUUCUCCAAGCAGGUCCCUGUCUGUCCCCAGUAGGCCUCGGCCACCUCACCCACCACAGAGACCCCCCCCUCCAACCGGUUUAGUGGUGAAGAAGUCAGCCUCGGAUGCUUCCAUCUCCUCUGGCACUCACGGGCAGUAUUCAAUCCUGCAGACUGCAAAACUUCUUCCAGGAGCACCUCAGCAACCACCCAAGGCUAGAACUGGAAUAAGUAAACCCUACAACGUCAAGCAGAUCAAAACCACCAAUGCUCAGGAGGCAGAAGCAGCGAUCCGGUGUCUCUUGGAAGCUAGUGGAGGUAUCCCAGAACUGGCCCCAGGUGCCAUGCCCCUGAGAGGCCAAGGGUCUUCUAAGCCAGAGGCCUCCCUGGACCCUCCAGUCCUCCCCCGCCGGCCUGCUCCUAGGGUUCCUGCCAUCAAAAAGCCAACAUUGAGGAGGACAGGAAAGCCCACAUCACCAGAAGAACAGUCUGAACAGCAGCCUGUCCAUUUUACAGUCGCUUCCAAGGAGAUGAGCCUUGAGACCCCGCUUCGAACGACAGCCCCUCAAGUCCUGCCUGUUCCCAAGCCAAGAACAUUUCUACCUGGGAAAGGUGUUGAGAGGAGGCCAAGCAGAGGCAAGACAGCACUGGAUGAAGUUCCUCCUGUGGCAGGUGCUACAGAGUUAUCACCUCCAGAGGCCCCGUCUCUGGCUCCCAAGGUGCCCCCGAGGAGGAAGAAGUCUGCACCAGCAGCAUUCCACCUGCAGGUCCUGCAGGACAACAGCCAGCUUCUCCAGGGCCACACGUGCCCCAGCAGCUCUCUGCCCCCGCUGCAGCCCGAAGCCCACCCACUCUGUCCGCAAGCUGGUCUUCUUGGCACCUCAUCCGCCAUAAGCCCUGAAACUGAUGACCCCAGAGUGGCGGAGCCCAAGGCAGUCUUCUUCCAUGGUGAUGAUCCGGAUCCCUUCUGGAACCUUCUCCACCACCCUAAGCUGUUGAAUAAUACCUGGCUGUCCAAGAGUUCUGACCCUUUAGACUUGGGGCCCAGGAACUCUGAGAGGACAAACACAGACCCAGCACAGGUCAGUGUCUCAGUGGCUGAGAGGGGGCUCCCACCAGACCAUGGGGGAAAAGACUUUAGUCACUGGUUGGCAGCCAAUAACAAAGACAAGAGGACAACAUUGGUGUUUGAUCCAUGGGCAAGAACAUGCCCUCUCAACUUUGAAGAUACUCUUGUUCCAGAUGUUCGCCUUCCUCAUGUGGGCACCGCUCGACCUGGUCAAAAGGGGUUAUUGGUUAAAAGUUGUGCGUCUGUCCCUCGUGUGUAGUUUAUAGAAACUGUCUCCCAGUCAGUAUAGUUAUUCAGCAGUCACCAAAGUGUUUUGUUCAAGACCUGUGCAUUCUAAGCUUGCUCUCAGGGGAAUAGGAUUUGCGCUGUUGGAUUCAGCAUAUGGAUUUUAAAGGAAAGAAAUCUAGCUGUCCAAGAUGCUCUCACUUACUGAAUUUUAAAUGGUUGUUCAACUUAAUGUGUGUGUGCCAUUUGCUUGUUGGUUUUGGUUGUGUUUUACAGAUUUGGGGUAAGUGGUGGGUUCAUAAAGCAUAACAUUAAAAGCAGUUGGGACCAUUAAGA
Cricetulus griseus (Chinese hamster) is the source of this 4838-nucleotide messenger RNA. The record is from RefSeq and is a predicted model, not a curated record. NCBI's taxonomy places the organism in Eukaryota, Metazoa, Chordata, Mammalia, Rodentia, Cricetidae.